Molecule: messenger RNA, 5217 nt
Organism: Platichthys flesus (European flounder)
Lineage: Eukaryota; Metazoa; Chordata; Actinopteri; Pleuronectiformes; Pleuronectidae
Gene: sema3aa
Product: sema domain, immunoglobulin domain (Ig), short basic domain, secreted, (semaphorin) 3Aa
Exons: 17
Coding region: 676-3264 (862 amino acids)
Biological process (GO): semaphorin-plexin signaling pathway; neural crest cell migration; negative regulation of axon extension involved in axon guidance
Molecular function (GO): neuropilin binding; chemorepellent activity; semaphorin receptor binding
Source: RefSeq, a predicted model, not a curated record
UCCUCUAUCUAUCUCUCUUUCUCACCAGCACUCCCAUUCUCUCUCUCUCUCUCUCUCUCUCAGCUGCUCACCCUCCCCUCCCCUCUCUUCCUGUGGAUGGUGUAGCUCUCUCUCUCUCUCUCUGGCAGUCUAGUGGAGCCGCACACAAGGAUUAGAGGGUUUGCUGUGAGUGUCUGCUCUGAGGAGAAGAAGCCAGAAGGACAGAGAUAAAAUAAAUUCUCUCUAGAACAACAAAGAAAGGAAGGAAGGAAGGAAGGAAGGACAGCUUCACUGUUGUGGAUAAGUGAUCUGAUUUACCUCCACUCUGCCUAUCACCUCAUUCCAGCCUGAAGCCUUCACCUGGGGGUUCGACAGAUAAACCAAGGGGGACUAUAUAUCUCGGACCUCCACUCGCACAGGGGAGCCAUGUGAGCGGCACCCCUCCACCCACUUCACACCACAGAAGUCCCCCCACAUUGAGCCCUCCGAGCUGGGGAGCCCAUCCAGGAUUUUUUUCCCCCCUCUCCUCCUCUUCUCCUUCCCACCUCCACCUCCCCUGGAACCUUCCUCCUGUCAGAGGGACUCUCCAGGACUCGGCGGACCCCCCUCCUCCCAGCAGGAGCCACUCAUCUCGGGGGAACUCGGGGUGCGAGUGCCCCCCUGGUCCUGGAGGCCGUCCGGCAGCACUCCAGCACCAUGGAUUACCUGUUUGGGAUUGUAGUGCUGCUGUGCGGGGCGGUGCAGCCGGGGAGAGGAGUUGAGCCCAAGCACAACGUACCCAGGCUAAAGCUGUCAUACAAGGAGAUGCUAGAGACCAGUAACCUCAUCACCUACAACGGCUUGUCCAACAGCUCGAGCUACGACACGUUCCUAUUGGACGAGGAGCGAGGGCGACUGCUGGUCGGAGCCGAGGACCACAUCUUCUCCUUCGACCUCGUCAACAUCAACAGGGACCACAAGCAGAUUGCAUGGCCUGCCACCCCCUCCAAGAGGGAUGAAUGCAAGUGGGCAGGGAAAGACUAUGUGAAAGAGUGCUCUAACUACAUUCGGGUCCUCCAACCGUACAACCAGACCCACAUGUACAUCUGCGGCACAGGAGCCUUCCACCCCAUCUGUGCUUAUCUGGAAAUGGGCAAGAGGGCAGAGGACAACAUCUUUCGACUGGCGCCUCAUUUUGAGAACGGCCGCGGGAAAAGCCCCUACGACCCCAGAAUGCUCUCCGCCUCGCUCCUGAUCGACGGGGAGCUGUACUCUGGCACGUCCGCUGAUUUCAUGGGAAGGGACUUUGCCAUUUUCCGUACGCUGGGAGAUCAUCAUCCAAUCAGGACGGAGCAGCACGAUUCAAGAUGGCUGAAUGACCCAAGAUUCGUCAACGUACACUUGAUCCCGGAGAGCGACAACCCGGAAGAUGACAAGAUCUUCCUGUUCUUCAAGGAGAACGCCAUGGACGGGGAGCACACCGGGAAGGCCACCAUCGCCAGGAUAGGACAACUGUGUAAGAACGAUAUGGGAGGACACAGGAGUCUGGUGAACAAGUGGACCACUUUCCUUAAGGCCCGUCUCAUGUGCUCAGUCCCCGGGGUCAACGGCAUUGACACGCACUUCGACGAACUACAGGACGUGUUUCUCAUGAGUUCUAAGGACCCGAAGAAUCCAGUCAUCUACGCCGUAUUCACCACGUCCAGUAACAUCUUUAAAGGCUCCGCGGUGUGUAUGUACAACAUGGCGGACAUAAGGAGGGUGUUCCUGGGCCCCUACGCCCACAGAGAUGGACCCACCUACCAGUGGGUGCCCUUCCAAGGAAGGGUGCCCUACCCCCGUCCUGGAACUUGUCCCAGUAAAACCUUCGGAGGUUUCGACUCCACCAAAGACCUUCCUGAUGACGUCAUCACCUUCGCCCGUGGCCACCCGGCCAUGUUCAACCCGGUGCAUCCGAUAGGGGGGCGUCCCAUCAUGGUGAGGACAGACGUGGACUACCAGUUCUCCCAGCUGGUGGUGGACAGAGUGGAGGCAGAGGACGGACAGUACGAUGUCAUGUUUAUCGGCACAGAUAUGGGAACAGUGCUGAAGGUGGUGACGAUCCCCAGAGAGAGCUGGCACGACCUGGAGGAGGUGGUGCUGGAGGAGAUGACGGUCUUCAGGGAGCCCACUACCAUCACUGCCAUGGAGCUGUCCACCAAGCAGCAACAGCUGUACCUUGGCUCGUCCCUGGGUGUAUCGCAGAUGUCUCUCCACCGUUGCGAGGUGUAUGGGAAAGCUUGUGCCGAGUGCUGCUUGGCCCGGGACCCGUACUGCGCCUGGGACGGCACCGAAUGCUCAAGAUACUUCCCCACCGCCAAGAGGCGAACCAGGCGACAGGACAUCAGGAACGGUGACCCCCUCUCUCAGUGCUCAGACCUCCAGCAUCACGACGACGCUGACGGCACAGGAGGCAGAGUGGAGGACAGGAGUGUGUUCGGUGUGGAGAACAGCAGCAUGUUCCUGGAGUGCAGCCCCAAGUCCCAGAGGGCGCUCAUCUACUGGCAGCUGCAGAAGCUCAACGACGACCGAAAGCUCGAGAUCAAACUGGACGACAGAGUUGUUCGUACCGACCAGGGUCUGCUCAUCCGCAGCCUCGCCCAGUCCGACACCGGAGUGUACCACUGCCAGGCCAUCGAGCACGGCUUCAUUCAGCCCCUUCUCCGCCUCAACCUCCAGGUCAUCCCCUCCCAGAAACUGGGCGACAUCCUCCCAGGAAUACCCGGUACGGGAGGAGGCGGCGGCAUGGGUCAGUCCCCCAAGCACAGGGUGUGGUACCGAGAUUUCCUCUCCCUGCUGGACCACCCGGACCUCAACAGCGUGGAGGAGUUCUGCGAUCGAGUUUGGAAGAAAGAGCGCAAACAGAAGAAAGUGAAGACGCCCAACGGCAACAAUCCGGUCAAACCCGUCGCCGCUGCGUUAAGGCCUAAAGCCACAGCUCCCAAUGCUCAGAGGCAGCAGGCCAAUCCAUCGCAGAGCAGGCCGUGGCUUCAGGCCGGAGCUCCGACGGUGGAUGGGCCAGCGCGAGGUCAGAACACCCCGAAAGGUCCAACAAAUCCGGGUACGGCGAGCGGCCAGGCGACGAGGAGCAACCCGAGGACGCAAAACAGCCAGAGGGGGGGGCAGGGCGGCCAGGCGGGCUCACAAGCUGCGGGGGGACAGCGGGCAAACAGCCAGCACGCCGCCAAGUGGAGACGGAUGCAGGAAAACAAGAAGGGACGCAACAGGAGGACCCACGAGCUUCAAAGACCUCCGCGUAGUGUUUGAGACGAGGCCGUAGACGCACACACACGCAACCAGAUCUACACACACAAGCACAAAACCCAUGCAUCCACACAUACUGUCAACACACGAACACGUUCUCGAGAGUGUUUGUCCAGUGUAUGAUUCAGUGGCCUCUCCAUGACAAGAACAAAAACCACACGCAUCAGACACACCGUUUUAAGUAGAAGCACACACGAAUACCGCUCUCAUUCAAAGACUCAAGCGCACAUAACCUUGGAGGGAGGAGGAUGAAUGGAGGAUGGAGAGACUGGAAAAUACUGUAAAUGUGUGAGCAUGUGGCUGGUUGCCUGGGAGACUGUCUGGUGGACAUUUUCACCUCCUGUACAUAAGCUACUAAGAUAAGACGGGGACAGAGACACGUCGACUGAGGUGCUCCUCGGUGAAGCAGAUGGACUUGAUACCCUGAGAGGACAGUGGUGUAGACGUUAAUAAGACCCACGGAACUUUUACGGAAGCGGAUGAGAUGUCCUCCGACCUGCUUCCCUCUUUGACCUGAGCAUGUGAACUGAAAGAUAGCGUAAACAGACUCUUAUUUUGAAAGGACUGCUUGAGGACAAUAGGAUCCUUUCUGUAUCGUCCAUACGAACAACAGCGCCCCCCGCGGGAGGAAAAGGGAGGCGUGCAGUUCACAGCGAGGUGUGCACAGCUUUGCACGGGUGGCCCACACAAGUAGAAUCAUUAUAAACAUGCAAAAACUGCAAAGUCAUGCGGAGAAAGUGCUUCGUCUCAAGCCGCUCCACCCGAGGCAUCGUGCAUGUUGUUGUCAAUCAUUGUUUUAAUAAGCUAGUUAUUUUAUGGGGUUUCUUUUUUUUACUCCCCACCUGAAAAAUGUUACUUUUAUAUUUUCUUUCCUUUCCAAACCAGUGGUUCUAUUUUUAAUUUUUUUUUGCUGCAAAAAAUUACGAGCAACAUAGCCGCCUCAUCGUGCAUUAUCCCCCCCCCCCUUCCCGCCUCUGAGGAUCCUGUGUAACUUAAUACGUAAAAAGCCAGUCGGAGAUAGACUGCCACUUGUUUUCUGUGUACAUAUAUACAACAAACGUAACUCUCUGUGUAUAUACAGUACAUAUACAGUACGAGAACACCACUUUAUUUAUUGCUCAUUGUUUUGUGAAAGGGUUGCAUUUAUUUUUGAUAUUAUGGUAUUUCUGGCUCAUCAGUACAUCGGAGAGAAAAAACAACGACAGCAAAUACGUGAACUUUGACGGACCAACUGAGCGAAGCCUGGUCACCGAGGGUUUGAAAGUUACUCGAGAACAAAGGGGGUUCAAGUCAUUGACCGAAUCCCGUCGAAUAUAAGCACAAUUUAAUCUAUUUUUUGCCAUAACCGAUGAUUUUUUUAUAAUCACGUUUUCCUUUACCCCGCAUCCACCCGACAUGUCGUCCAUGCAUCGAGUCGCCAUGAUGUGUAAGAUACUUCCCCUGAAAUCUGAGAAAAACCUUAGCUGUGAAUCUCUGUAAGAAAUAGUGGAGAAAAGUGUAAACUCUAGUCUGAGGAGAAGACACCUUAUUACUGCAUGUGAAUGCUACCUACAGUAAGUGCAUCUUUUUUAAUCGUCUCUCUUUCUGUGUUUUGUGUGAGAGGUAAAGUUCCCUUCAAAGCAAAGUGUGAAUUGUACUUUUGCCAAAACAGUGAUGAAUAGCGAUCCGAGACACUCAUCCGCGAUCCAACCUCCUUAAUCUCCGAAUUCAACGAUGGUAACCCCCCCUACCCCUUGUCUUCCUUAUCCCCUCAAUACACGACAAGAGUAUAAAGUGUCAAUGCAAUAAAUUCGAGCGGAUAGCGUUCUGUACCGACACUCCAAAAGGUCGGUGUGUCCCUGAUUCGGGUCUCUCCCUCAGAGUUAGUAACAAGCGAGAGAGCUGAGAGUUUCCGCUGCUGUAACACGGCUCUUUCUGGCAUGCGUUCAGUUGUCUAAAUAAACAUCUCCGUUACAA